Molecule: messenger RNA, 382 nt
Organism: Peniophora sp. CBMAI 1063
Lineage: Eukaryota; Fungi; Basidiomycota; Agaricomycetes; Russulales; Peniophoraceae
Source: the annotation of a GenBank genome assembly
AUGGACGGCUCCAACACGAACAGCUCCAACGUCGUGGACAACUUCGACUGGACCCCCGACUUCACUAAUGCCCCUCACAUUGACUUUACCAUUAUGUCGGACGAAGACAAGGCGUUCUUGCGCGAGUUAGGAGAGACGUUGGCCGCAGAGGCCGGCCCGGUGGUCGUCCCCGGCGACAUUCGCACCUUCAUGGGCCUUCCGACUACGGGCGGGGCGACGCCGUAUCAGCCCGCCGAGUAUCAGCCUGAGUCCACGACGCCCCUGUCGGCCAUCCCGACCACCAUUGCGCCCGAGCUGCCCUCGACCGGCCCCUCCCUCGUACACUACCCCGACAACCUCCCAACCAACGGUCCCAUGAUGCCGGAGCCCUUCGGCGUCCACG